AUGGUCUCCCCAACUAAUAGCACUUCCAUCACCAUCUCGUGCCACUGCGGCGCGGCCCGGCAGACGCUGAGCGCACGAGGCAGCCGGGGCGUCUUCUCCGACGCGUUCUUCUGCCACUGCAGCACCUGCCGCCGCACGACCGGCGUCCUGUGCGCCUCGUACGCCCCGGUCUCGCCGCCGCCGGCCACCGCCACCACGGGGCUGGAAGCGUACGCACUCUCACCCACGACCACCGCAUACUUCUGCUCCACCUGCGGAUGCCACGUCUUCCGCGCCCGGCGCCCGUCCGCUUCUGCUGGCGCCGGGGAACGGGAGUGGGAGUGGGAGGUAGCGACGGGCACCAUCACCCACGUCCCCGACGAGGAGGAGGAGGAGGAGAAGCGGGAGGGGGAGAAGAAGGAACGAUACAAGUUGCCCGAGCAAUGGCGCCACCGGCACGUCCGAGACACCAAGGACGGCGGGCUGGCAGUCUGGCUGCCGGCCGGGCUUUCCCGGCUCUCAGAUGGUAAGGAGGAGGAAGAGGAAGAAGAAGAAGAAGAAAAUCAAGAAGAGGCAGGAACCGUCGAUAACGACGACGACGAGGACGACGGCAGCAGCAGCGGCGGCGGCGGCGGCGGUGAAGGCGACACCCUCCUGGCGGCAUGCCACUGCGGUUCCAUCGGCCUCCGCAUAACCCGGCCAGCGCCGAAGGACUCGCCGCUGAACCCGGAUUCGGGCUACCCGGACCUGCUCCUGGCCUACGCCAGCACGUCGCCGGCCGUGGUCGCCAACCCGGCCCACGAGCGGUGGUAUCUCCGCUCGCGGGGGCCCAGGGACGAGGACGAGGACGAGGACGAGGACAAGGACGACAACGAGCGCGGGGGCAGCGACGGGUCCUCUUACGCUUACUACCUCGCCGGUACCUGCGCCUGCCCAAGCUGCCGGCUGACCUCGGGCUUUGAGAUCCAGACGUGGGCCUUCAUCCCCCGCCGCAACAUUCUCAUCCACCACCAAACUCCAUCGUCGAUAACGAGGAACUGCCGGCAGCCCGUCCCGCUCGACUUUGCCGCCCUCCCCCCCGGGACCCCGUUGAGGCAAUACGAGUCCUCCCCCGGGCGGAUGCGCGAGUUCUGUGCCCGCUGUGGCGCCACGGUCUUCUGGCACGACAAGUUCCGGCCCGAUCUCAUCGACGUCAGCGUGGGCUUGCUGAGGGCCGAGGGUGGGGAUAGAGGUGGCGCGCGGGCAGAGAAUUGGCUGGAGUGGUGGACCGGAAGGGUCAGUUUCUCCGAGCAGGCUGGAGAGGGCCGGACGGGCGCGGCCAAGGCGUGGGGAGAGAGAGUUAUCCGGGCUCUGGAGGAGGGAAUGGGGAGAGCGCAUCGUGGACAUGAACGGCAUCGGGACAAAGAAGAGUAA
This is a messenger RNA of Thermothelomyces thermophilus ATCC 42464, 1392 nucleotides long. RefSeq lists its product as uncharacterized. Bases 1 to 1392 code for a protein of 463 amino acids. Gene Ontology annotation, molecular function: carbon-sulfur lyase activity. The record is from RefSeq and is a predicted model, not a curated record. The transcript has a single exon. NCBI's taxonomy places the organism in Eukaryota, Fungi, Ascomycota, Sordariomycetes, Sordariales, Chaetomiaceae.